UAAAAUAUUUCCUAAUUUGGGAACUUCUUAAAAAAUAAAGCUUAUGUUGUUCAGAUUUUCAAUUUCGGUUGGGUUAAAUAAUGUUUUAAGUUUAUCUAAUUGUCAUCCUUAGAUUUGAUACGUCUACCUGAUAACGAGAAGGAUGCAGUAAGCUGAUCAAAUGUCUGACAUCCUCCAUUGUUGUAUCUCUAAUUUUGUUUCCGCAGAAUAUGGUGAGCGUUAUUUGUUAAAAAGAUCAACUAACAUAAACAUUAGCUUUCGUUGUCGCUGCUUGUCAUCCACCCCCAAAUCCAAUCCUCAAGAUGAAGAUUCUGGGAACCAAUCAUCAUUCCCUUUUGUUUUGGUCGAAAGGUACACCAAUGGUACUGCUAAAAGCUUUUUUGCAUCGAAUUUCCCGUGGUCAAUGGGGACCAGGUACAUUUUGGAUGGCGAAUCAACUAAGCAAACAUUGCUUGAGCCUCAUGAGACUGUGAUCAAUGAAUCGAACAACCUAAAUUGGGCAACUAAUUUAAACUGGCUCCCCGAUAGUAUCAAAGAUUUUGUUUUGCCUGCAGGUUACCCAGAUUCUGUAUCAGAUGAUUACUUGGAGUAUAUGUUAUGGCAAUUGCCUACCAAUAUUACCGGUUGGAUCUGUCACGCCUUGGUUACAUCAAGCCUGUUAAAGGCAGUUGGUGUUGGUUCCUUCUCUGGAAGCACGGCAGCAGCCUCUGCUGCAGCAAUAAGAUGGGUGUCAAAGGAUGGCAUUGGAGCUGUUGGCCGACUUAUAAUUGGUGGGAGAUUCGGAAAUCUGUUCGAUGAUGAUCCUAAACAGUGGCGGAUGUAUGCUGACUUCAUUGGCAGUGCCGGAAGCAUUUUUGAUCUUAGCACUCAGCUAUAUCCUGCAUAUUUCCUGCCACUUGCGUCUCUUGGAAAUCUUGCAAAGGCUGUCGCCAGAGGUCUAAAAGAUCCUUCAUUCCGGGUGAUUCAGAAUCAUUUUGCGUUGUCAGGAAAUCUUGGAGAUGUCUCAGCUAAGGAGGAAGUUUGGGAAGUUACUGCUCAACUUUUUGGCUUGGCAUUAGGUAUACUCAUCCUGGAUACACCGGGCCUGGUGAAGUCAUAUGCCGCUUUGUUAUCAACUUGGAUGAGCGUGCGCCUUUUUCAUCUUUGGCUACGUUAUAAGUCUCUGUCAGUUCUGCAAUUUAAUACGAUAAAUCUCAAACGUGCUCGUAUGUUGGCAAAGGCACAUGUCUUACAUUCGGAAGCUCUUGGAUGCAUCGACUGCAAUAGGCAAGAAGACAUCUUGUCAUGGCAGAGAUUCCUGAGACCUCGAAUCAUCUUCGGUGUUCCAUUCAGUGAUGUGAUUUCUGUUGGGAGGUCAUUUACCAUGGUGGAGAUCUUCAAACUUUACACAAAGGAAACGUAUGUCCUUACAGUAGACCAAUGGCAGAUGAGAGAUUUUAAGGUUCUUGUCUCUUUCAAGGUAGGUGCGACGAGUUUAUCAGUCUUAAGAAGUGUAUGGCAGGCUUACUGGCUUUGCGAACAUUGGGACAGGUCCAUGGAACUUGUCAAAGCAUUAGAGGAAAGCUUGUCGAAUUUGGAGCAGAGGUUCGACAAGUUCAUGGUAUUGCUUGAAGACGCGGGAUGGAAUACACAGAAACUUAACCUUAAAGUACCUAAGGAACCAUAUAUCGAGCUAGACGUGGACUUUAACAACUGAUCAUGUCAAGAAUUCGAAGCAAGUGUGACGAUUCAUUCUAUACCGUUGAAUUCUCCAUCCUUGUUGAGUGACAAUUCCAUUGUCGUGUCAGCUCUCCCGCUGCAUUGAACUAUUUGGUCGACAGAUAUGUCGAAUGGAAGUCGGAGUGUGCGUGACAGGCAAAGCUUUCAAGUUCAUUUGUUCGAGAAUGUUGUUGGAAAAAUAACCCACAUGUGAUCCCGUACCGAAAUAUUAGAGAAGUUGAUUAACAUAUAAACUUGAUGGGUUACUCUUCCUAUUACCAUUUGGUUUUAUAGUGGAAUUUUAUUGGGUUUAUAUGCAGCUAGCUCUGCUCUUAUUCGAGUGUUAUUGUAUACAAGUGCAAGCCUGUUAACGAAUUUAUUACUCUUUUGGUUUGCAGUAGGAAUAACCAAGUAUCUAAAAAGGGGAUGUGUUGAACAUCAUACACACUAAUUGACAUGUGAAUUCAUCUUUGAAUUCUCAACUUAUCCCAUUUUAUGAAAUUCAUUUAGUUCUUAUUUGUAGCUCAAUUCUAUGGUGUAUCUAGAAAUUUGGAGAAAAGAUGUUUAGUGUCAUUUUAAAUUUUAAAUGGGGUCGUACGGUCGUAUCCAUCCUAAUAUAUAAUUCUUUGGUUUCCAUCCCUUUAUUUAUGUCUUAUUAAUGUAUUUUCUCUCACGGUAAAU
This is a messenger RNA of Amaranthus tricolor (Joseph's coat), 2379 nucleotides long. RefSeq names its product protein root UVB sensitive 5. The record is from RefSeq and is a predicted model, not a curated record. The transcript is spliced from 15 exons. Lineage: Eukaryota; Viridiplantae; Streptophyta; Magnoliopsida; Caryophyllales; Amaranthaceae. Bases 161 to 1696 code for a protein of 511 amino acids.